Molecule: messenger RNA, 5683 nt
Organism: Dreissena polymorpha
Lineage: Eukaryota; Metazoa; Mollusca; Bivalvia; Myida; Dreissenidae
Exons: 6
Coding region: 1-4440 (1479 amino acids)
Biological process (GO): DNA integration
Molecular function (GO): nucleic acid binding
Source: RefSeq, a predicted model, not a curated record
AUGGCAUCAAGUGAAGGGAAGAUUAUGGAGACUGUUCAAGAAGAAGGAGGUCAGGAUAUUACAGAGGAAGAUAGGAAAUUGCUUGAAGCAUUUAAGAAGCUUGAUGUUAAGCCUGAAAUUGAAAAUACAGAAGACUUAAUCAAAUUUAUGUCCACAUAUAGAUGUCGGGAAAAGGCUGAAGAUAGGUAUAGGUCAGCUGAUACUUUAAGAUAUGUUGAGGACAGAAGACACUUUGAAGACAGAAGACACUUUGAAGACAGAAGAACCUUUGAGGAAAGAAGAUAUGGGGAUGACAGAACCUUCAAUAGUAGUAGCUACCCCAGGAUAUCAACCUUUGGAGGGGUUAGUGGAAAAGGAGAAGCCAGUUGGGAGAGUUUCAAGUUUGAAGUUCAGUCUUUGAUGGCUGAUAGGAUAUUCAGAGAAGAGCAAAUAUUAUUUGGAAUAAGAAAGGCUGCCAAAGAAGAUGUGGCUGACAUAUUAAGACGACUAGGAACAAAGGUUACAGUGAAUGAAGUUAUGUGGAAGCUGGAGAGUACAUAUGGAAAUGUUGAAACGAAGGAAACUAUUCUAAGAAAGUUUUACAAUUGUUCCCAGCAACCUGCAGAGUCCAUUGCAUCAUUUACUUCUAAGCUUGAAGACUUGUACGACAAGGCAGUUUCUUUGGGGGGUAUUAAGAAGGAUGACAAUAUAAUUAAAGGGGUCUUAUACCAAGGAUUGAAGAAGGAACUCAGGCAGCAGGCAGCUUACAAGUUUGAAACAGAACAUGAUUAUGACGCCUUUAAAAUCUAUCUAAGAAAGAUGGAGUCUGAAGAUAGAGAGGAGAAAAGAGAGACAACAAAGCCAGCCAACCCUGCGGUAAAUACAACAGCACCAGAAUUGACUGAAGUCCUGUCACAACUCAAAAGGUUGAAUGAAAGAAUCGAUAGAUUAGAAAGAGAGAAAGUAACAGGUCAGUCAGAGAACCAGUACACACCAUUUAUCAGCAGAGUCGCCGGGUCGGAGAGGAGCACACCAGAGACUAAGAAAGACCCUCAACUAGUUGGAGAUGUGAAUGAAGUCAACCUGAAUAUUAACAACAAUACAACCACAGCUCUUUUGGACACUGGAUCAUGCAAGAUUACCAUAGGACCAAAUCAAACCAAACAUAUACCAGUGACAGCUUAUAGAAAACUACCAUACAGUGAAUGUAAUGCAUUGAUAUCAGAGAUAGGAGAUUCAUCACUUCCUGACUUCAUUGACAUCGGACCAGCUCUCGUGAAUUAUGACUUUAAGAAGAAUGAGUAUGUAGUGGAGUUAUCUAACGUCACCUAUAAUACAGUUACAAUAGCACCCAGAGCCAUCAUUGCAGAGCUACAGCCAGUUGACAUUGAAGAUGAUACAACAAGGAGACACCUGAAGGAAGAGGAAGAUUUGAAGAGAAGACAAGAGGCAUUGAUAGAAAGCUUGGACAUCGACAAAGACAACAUUUUAACACCUGAACAAAGAGAACAAUUAAAAACACUUCUUCAAAAACACAAGGAUUUAUUUUCAACUUCUGACACAGAUAUAGGAACGUGUACGAAAACCAAACAUAGAAUAAAUCUACAUGACGAAACGCCAUUUAAAACGAGACAUCGCAGGAUACCACCUAACAUGGUUGAAGAGGUUAGAGCACAUCUGGAACAGUUACUUUCAUGCGGUAUAAUAACACCAUCCAAAUCUCCAUGGGCAUCACCAGUAGUUCUUGUUAGGAAGAAGAAUGGAACACUCAGAAUGUGUAUAGACUUUAGAAAUCUUAAUGCCAAGACUAUUAAAGACUCCUAUGCCCUUCCCAGAAUAGAAGACGUUUUUGAUUGUUUACAGGGGGCGAUAAGAUUUAUUCAAGACUUUAGCAAAAUUACGAGACCGUUGAAUGAUCUGUUACCACCAACCAAAGCAAAGAAGGGACAGAAGAAACCACUGAAGGAAUGGAAAUGGACAGACACUGAAGAAGAUAUAUUUACUAAUCUGAAAGAAUUUCUGUCUACACCUCCAGUUCUGGCAUAUCCAGAUUUCAACUUACCGUUUGAAGUACACACGGAUGCAUCAGCGAAAUUAGACGCAACAGGGCAAAGGUGGGCAUCAGAUUUGGGCAAUUACAACUUUGACAUCAUAUACAGGGCAGGCAGAAACAACACAGAUGCAGAUGCACUCAGCAGAUAUCCUCACCACAAAAUCAUAGACCAACAACAACAUGAAAACAUCAAAAUAGACAACAGCACAGUGAAAACAAUUUGCAAGUACAUAACACCAGCACUCAUUGACACACUACCAGCAUUGUCACUCAACAUCAUAGAAGCUACAGAAACACCAAUGCAACCUAUAGCACAGCUUGAAUUAAGAGAAAUUAGGAAAGCACAGAGACAAGAUCAAUUAAUUGAAAAGUGGAGAAUAGCAACUAUAGACAAGACCCUACCCCAAUUUAAUACUCUACCUGGAGAUAUCAUAAUGAAAAAGAACUUUGAAAACUUUAUCAUAAAGAGAGGCAUUCUGUACAGGAAUUUACAUGAGAAUGAAGAGAUUAUUGAACAACUCGUUAUACCAAACUGCUAUAAGAGAGAAAUACUAGAAGGAUUUCAUGACGACUGUGGUCACCCUGGAAGAGAUAGGACACUAAGAUUACUGAGAGAACGCUAUUUUUGGCCAGGAAUUACAACAGAUGUGGAGAAACAUGUCACAGGAUGUAAUCGAUGUUUAAGGAGAAAGACAACAGUGAAUACAAGGGCACCAAUGAUUAAUGUGAAUACAACUUAUCCAUUAGAAUUAGUGUGCUUUGACUUUCUGUCAGUUGAACCAUCUAAAGGACAUAGUAACAUCCUAGUGAUAACGGAUCAUUAUACCAAAUUUGCCAUGGCCAUUCCGACAAAGAACCAGACAGCGAAAACAACCGCCGAAGCCUUUUAUAACAAUUUUGUUGUUCAGUAUGGUAUUCCAACAACUUUACACUCUGACCAAGGAGCCAAUUUCGAAUCACAGAUAAUCAAAGAGCUCUGCAAAUUAACCAAUACAAAGAAAACUCAUACUUCUAUUUACCAUCCUCAAGGAAACGGAACUCCAGAAAGAUUUAAUAGAACAUUACUAGGCAUGCUUGGAACAUUAGAGAAUGAUCAGAAGAAACAUUGGACUGAUUACAUUAAGCAUCUGGUAUUUUGCUACAAUUGUACUCCACACGAAUCGACAAGAGUAUCACCUUUCGAAUUAAUGUUCGGACGUAAAGCAAAAUUACCCAUGGACACCAAGUUUGAACAAGUAACAUCAGAAUUCAAGACCAAAGAAACCAAAGAUUACAUUGAACAUUUAAAGAUGAGAAUGAAGAGGACAAGAGACAUAGUUGAACAGUAUGUAGAAAAUGCCAAAGGUAAGCAAAAGAAGUAUUAUGACAUGAAAGCUCGAGCAGCAAGAGUUCAAGUAGGGGAUAAGGUUCUUGUAAAAAUCCUAUCCCAUACUGAAGGAAAACACAAACUGGUAGAUAAGUUUGAAGAGGAAGUUUUUACUGUCCUAGAACAAGUAAAUGACCAUAUACCAGUCUAUCGUGUCAGGUCAGAAUCAGGUAAGGAGAAAACUCUGCACAGGAAUCAUCUGCGCCUGUUGGUUAAUCAGGAUGAAGCAGAAGAGUUCCGGGAUAAUCAGGAGACUACUUCAGGUAACAGCAUACCUGUAGACGUAGCAGAAGAAGAAGUAGAAGAAUUAUCAGACAAGAAGACCAUGGAUGCAUCCAAAGAAGUAGAAAAGAUGGAAGACGAUGAUGAGGAUGAGUCUGAUGCAGGAGAUCUUGUAUAUUUUUCAAGAGGUGGGGACGCCCAUAUCCUAGCUGACGACAUAGAUAUGUCUAGAGAAGAAUCAAGGACGGAAAACAUAGAUAUGUCUACAGAAGAAUCGAGGAUAGAAGACAGAGAUGAUAUUUCUAGUGAAGUUCCCGGAGAACAACGAAACGAAGAUAGGGAAGAAUUAAUACAAGCAGAGGAUAGAGUAGAUGACGUUGUUGAAGAUGUUCCUGAAUCUACAGCAGGGAAUGAAGAAGAGAACAACGAAGAAGAGAUGCCUGAAAACGUACCUCAUCAAGUAGAUUUGUCGCAAGAAGCUGACAUUACUGAAGAACCAGACAUUACUGAAUACCCUAUACAAGAUCAAGAUAAUAAUAAUCAAGAAGAAAUUGAAGUCCCUAUAGAAAUGGAUGAAGCACAACCGAUAAGGACAGAGACAUCUACAUCGGAUACUAGAGCUCCAACACCAAAACCAAGACAAUCUGUCAGAGAGAGACGACCUCCAGAUCGGUAUAAGGAUUACCAGAUGAAUGCUUGUGUGGUACCAAGACCACAAGAUGCCAGGUUUGAGGCAUUAAAUAAAUUGAUUGUCUCAGGUGUUUUAAAUCAAUUAGACAGUAAGACAGCUGGACGUAUGGUUUCUAGUAUUUUUCAGUGAAAUUUUCAUUAAAAAUUUGUUUUAACAUAUUUUAAACAAUAUUGUGUAUGUAUUUUGUGUGUAUUUUAUAUCAGAUGUUGUUUUUUUUUUUUUGCAAAGUUCGGGCAGUAUUAUUCUGAUUAAUAAUUAUCAGAAAGAGUUAUCUCUGAAAUAAAUUUCAGUGAGUUUUCAUGCGAGUGACGUGAUGUUAUUUUUGUAACUUUCUUAUUAACAAUGUGAAUUGCUGAUAUUGCAUAUAGUAUCAAUUGAUUUUUUUAAUGUAUUAUUUUAAUGUGAGGACACAGUUCUGAAGAGCAGGAGGAAAAGAGUCAGAAUCAUAUUUAUACAUUUAUGUAAGGUAAGUAUGUAUCAGUUAUUCAGUAGUAUAACUAGUGGAUGUAGUUUCGAUAAAGUAUGUUGUUCUUGCUUGUACAAUGCUGUUAUUAUAAACAGUAUAGUGAGAUAGAUAGGUAUUGUAUCUAUUUUGUAUAGAAAGGUUAUUUGUUGACGGACGAUUCUGUUUUUACUGUGACAUGACAAUUUUGUUUUCUUCUUGGUUUGUUAUGAUGAGGACAUCAUUUUUCGGGCCAGGGAAGUCUGUAACAGGGUUGAAAUAUUCAUUUCACGGAUUCUGUUCAUGUGUUCUGUUUUAAAUGUUAUUAUUUCCAUAUAACGCAUUGUGUUUACCUGGGUUACUUAUUAAGCUGUGCUCCUGUGGCCAGUCUUAGAGUUAAAGUCAGUCAAGCAUGUGAGUUACACAUGUCCAGUUUAUAUAAUUGUUCAGUCAGGCUUGACCAGUUAUUUUCCCGCCCUUUCCUUUGUCUUCUGGGCACUUCUAACUUGAACACAGAGCUGUACACAUCUACUUUUAAGAUGUACAUUUAUAGUACAGAGUUGCCAUUACUUCAAUAUAAGGUUAGUUCUAUUUCUACCUGUUUGCAUUUACUCUUUCUUGUAUUUGCAUUGAGUUGUAUUUAUGUUGUGAGUUGAUAUAACUCAUAUUUGAUAAGUAAUUAGGUUAAAUUCAGAAAAGCAGCAUUGCCAUCCUAAACGUGCUAACGAUUCCUAUAAUUCACAGUUUCCCAUACUCUUCACAUGUAUAAUCUUAUUUGCAGCAGUAGCACAACACCCGCAGAGAAUUGUAUAAGAUUGAGAGAGAGUUCCGUACACAUUCCACAAAUGUGACAUGGAAUUCGUAUAAUAAUAAAGACGAAUACAACAUAUAUUCGGGUGGUUAUUUUGAGCCGGGUACUGCCCGUUUAUA